UAUGCUGCAAGCUUCCUGCCGAGUCUGGUUACUCUAUCUGCCUCUUAGCGGUGCUCGUUGUUACUCCGCCUCUUCGCGGAUCACACCACGUUUCCAACCGGAGGAAAAAAGUCGACCUCCCGUUUUUUCUGGAAUCUCAAUGAGUUCAAGUCCUGAUCUUUGAUUCUGGUUCAAUCUGACUGCUCAACUAUAGCAAGAGCCUGACGUGGAGUGUCAUUGAGGAAGUCGCAAAGGCAGCUCUCCCGUCAUCAUGGUGAACAUCCCAGAAUACUAUGCAGGGAAAAAUGUGCUGAUAUCCGGAGCUACAGGCUUCAUGGGAAAGGUUCUGCUGGAGAAGCUGCUGAGGUCCUGCCCAGGGGUCAAAACCGUUUACGUAAUGGUGAGGUCAAAAGCUGGGCAGAGCCCUCAAGCCCGCGUAGCCGACAUGAUUAACUGCAAGUUGUUUGAAAAAUUGCAAGCAGAGCAGCCAGACUUUGCAGAGAAGAUCACAGCAGUGAACAGUGACCUCACAGUACUGGAGCUUGAUCUCAGCAAAGAGGAUCAGAGCAUCCUGGUUGAAAACAUCAACAUCGUCUUCCACUGUGCCGCAACAAUCCGCUUCAAUGAGCCGCUCAAAGAUGCAAUCCAGCUGAAUGUCCUGGCCACACAGAAGAUGCUGGCGCUGGCCCACAGGAUGAAGCACCUGGAGGUCUUCAUUCACGUCUCCACAGCUUACGCCCACUGUGACAGGGAGGUCAUCGAGGAAGUCGUGUACCCACCUCCUGUAAACUACCGCAAACUCCUUGACACUCUUGACUGGAUGGACGACGAUUUGGUAUCAACACUGACCCCCAAGCUUAUUGGAGAGCGCCCCAACACCUACACCUACACCAAAGCCUUGGCUGAGUAUCUGGUGCAGCAGGAGGCUGGAGACCUCAACGUCGUCAUCGUCAGACCCUCGAUUGUUGGCGCCAGCUGGAAAGAGCCGUUCCCCGGCUGGAUUGACAACUUCAAUGGACCCAGUGGGAUAUUUAUCGCAGCUGGAAAGGGGAUUCUGCGUACGAUGAGGGCAUCUAAUGAUGCCGUGGCUGACCUGGUCCCAGUGGAUGUGGUCAUUAACGCGACUCUAGCGGCAGCUUGGUUCUCUGGAUCGCAGCGAGUCAACAGGCCUAGAAGCAUCCUGGUGUAUAACUGCACAACUGGCGGGAUCAACCCGUUUCGCUGGGGCGAAGUCGAGAACUGUAUAAACAUGACCUUCAAGAACAAUCCCCUAGAGCAGGCCUUCAGAAGGCCCAAUGUCAAUCUGCGCUCCAACCCCUUUACUAAUCAGUACUGGACAACAGUCAGCCACACCCUGCCGGCCCUGCUGUAUGACGGCUAUCUCACACUGAUGGGCCACAAGCCCCGGAUGAUGAAGACAAUCACUCGGCUGCACAAAGCCAUGAUGGUCCUGGAGUAUUUCACCAGCCAUUCCUGGGUCUGGAACACAGACAACGUGGCUAUGCUGCUGUCCCACAUGAGCCCUGAGGAUAAGAAGGUGUUCAACUUUGAUGUGCGCCAGCUGCACUGGGCAGAGUACAUGGAAAAUUACUGCAUGGGCACAAAAAAAUAUGUCCUCAAUGAGGAGCUGUCGGGGCUGCCUGCAGCACGCAAACACCUCAACAAGCUGAGGAACAUCCGCUACACCUUCAACACCAUCCUGAUGGUUCUCAUCUGGCGCAUCUUCAUCGCCCGGUCCCAAAUGGCCCGCAACAUCUGGUACUUUGUGGUGAGCCUCUGCUUCAAAUUCCUCUCGUACUUCAGAGCUUCCUCCACUAUGAGAUAAUGAACCGUGGAUUCUGAGCAAGGCGGCGGCGGCGAGUUGGAGGAGCGAAGAACACGGCGCCUGUGGAUGAUGAGCGCUCUGAGCGAGGAGUGAAAUGAGCUGGAGUCUGCAGUGACUUAAGAUCUUUAAAUAUCCAACUCCUCUCCAACAUGUCCUCGCUACAUGAAACACAGGACUUUGUCUCAGAUCAGCAGAGAUUGGGCUAAUCGUUAAGAAGACCUCGUCCCGUUUCCCUUUGGUUCUGCUGCACAUUCUGCAAAGCUAUGCAUUGAACAGUGCUCUGCUCCAAAGCCCUAUGACUUUGUUCUGAGUCCUGCCCGGCCAAAGCUUGCUCUGCAAGAACAGAGAAACUAUCUCUCUCACCCAGAGCUGCAAGAACAAAACCACAUCAUUCUAUUCCUGCAAUUUGUGCUUGAUCCAUGUUCUGGGGAACUCCUUUUUUUUUUUUCCCCCUUGUAUGUUGUCUGAAAUAAGAAGCGAGUGUGACACGGCGCUGGGGAUCUAUGAAGACUUCCAAAGAGUUUUGUACUGGAGGAAGGUUUGAAAUGUUCUGGCCAAAUAGAGACGUAUCCUUGUUCUUGCAGUCUCGAGUAAAACUAAUUUCUCUGUUCUUGUGUCGCAUGAACAGGCCUUUGUUAUUAAUCAUAGACGAAUCAACCCACAUUUCUUUCAGCUUUGUUCGACUGAGCUUUCACCUGACUGCAUCAUUUCAACUUGGAGCAUCAAAUAUUUCUGUGGCUUCUCGCAGACCGUUUGAAGGAAUGUUUAAGACUGUGAGGGCGCCGUUUGUGCUGAAUCAUGCCUCACUCGACUUUCUUGCUCGGCUUUCCCCGGCAUGUUCCUGCAGGACGGAACAUGAACUGUCAACAAGAAUAAACUGCCGCAUGUCGUCAGACUGCAACGGCUCGCCUCUAAAUCCCAACCAAGCACAAUGCAGAUUCUGAUGGCUUUACCGAGUGCCUAUACUGAUUUUUUUUUUUCUCUUGCAUCUGCAAAUUUUU
This is a messenger RNA of Poecilia latipinna (sailfin molly), 2805 nucleotides long. RefSeq names its product fatty acyl CoA reductase 1 (gene far1). Gene Ontology annotation, molecular function: alcohol-forming very long-chain fatty acyl-CoA reductase (NADP+) activity. Gene Ontology annotation, cellular component: peroxisome. NCBI's taxonomy places the organism in Eukaryota, Metazoa, Chordata, Actinopteri, Cyprinodontiformes, Poeciliidae. The transcript is spliced from 14 exons. Gene Ontology annotation, biological process: long-chain fatty-acyl-CoA metabolic process. The record is from RefSeq and is a predicted model, not a curated record. Bases 251 to 1804 code for a protein of 517 amino acids.